Messenger RNA from Drosophila biarmipes, 500 nucleotides. RefSeq lists its product as uncharacterized. Lineage: Eukaryota; Metazoa; Arthropoda; Insecta; Diptera; Drosophilidae. The record is from RefSeq and is a predicted model, not a curated record. The coding region runs from base 60 to 395 and encodes 111 amino acids. The transcript is spliced from 2 exons.
AGCGCCGUUGUGGAUAGCACCUGGUCCAGACCAGUUCAGCCUCUUGAUAGACCAGCACAAUGAGACACCUGACGGCCCUGGCGAUUCUCGCUCUUUCUGCCCUGGCUUUGACUGAGGCGGCUGUUUACAUAGGAGGCGGUUGCUACGACUGUAAUCCUCCCGGAGGCCAGGGACCAGGAGUCUACACAGGUGUCAACGGUGGGCGAGGAGGAGGAGGUGGAAACUACUACAACAAUGGAGGAGGAGGCGGAGGAGGUGGCCGCCGUCCAGUUUAUUCGGGCAACUUUGGCCCCGGUUACAGCAACGGAGGAGGCGGUGGAGGAGGUCGCGGAGGCGGUGGUGGUUACGGAGGUGGUUACGAUGAUGACGGUCUAACGCAGAUUAUAAGCGGUUGAGAGUAUAAUCUGGAGGCUUUGCUACCGCUAAGCCCCGCAAAUGAGCGAAAGCCGGCUGAUAUUUAGAUUGUAUAUAGAGUAAAAUAAAUAAAUAACAAACAGAUA